Molecule: messenger RNA, 2636 nt
Organism: Tigriopus californicus
Lineage: Eukaryota; Metazoa; Arthropoda; Copepoda; Harpacticoida; Harpacticidae
Exons: 3
Coding region: 23-2419 (798 amino acids)
Source: RefSeq, a predicted model, not a curated record
UGUUCCGUGGCAUCUCUUUCCUAUGGUAUGUCUCGAAAUAGGUGGCCUAUUUGCUAGUAAUAAAAUGGUGCCUUUAAAGUUAAGUUUAUGGUUGGUUUGGUUUUUGUUGGGUGGAGUGAACUCCGAAUCGAACACUUGUUCCAAGGACGAUUUGAUGUGCUCUGGCGCUCAAUCACAACAUAUGAUCAAAGUGAUUCAAGAUUGGUGGGAUAGUUUGAGCGACAUCAAGAAGCCAGUGCAUUGCCAAGAUCGAAUAAAGAAUGUCCCAUGGAGCAAAAAACGCGCUCAAGGCAAAAUACUGAUCCAAGUUGUACAGUGUACAAAUCAGACUCGGCCCAUCCAAUUUCACUUCAAAGGCAAAGGAGUGGCAGGAAAUUCAACGAUCAACGGGCCCGGCAAAUUGAAGUUCGCCAACUUCUCCCUGGAUGAGGGCCAAAUAGAUGAAACCAUGUGUUUUAAGACAGCUCAAGUGAACGACGGUAAAGUCGUCGAUGUGAUUGGAACAUUUGUCAAUGGAACCAUCAACGGGCAUAGUAAGAUCAAAUUCGACAAUGGAUGGUCAGUGAUUGGCAGAUUCGUUAAGGGUGCCCCACACGGAUUUGCACGUUACUUCAACGAGGAGGGAGAAUUGUUCACGGUGGGCUACUUUCAGAAUGGGUUAGCCCAUGGAUUGGCAUGGUACAAACCCAGGAAAAUGGAUCUCUUCGUCUUCAAGAAUUGGGAUGCCACAUUACGGUCCAAUGAUCGGGCUCUUAUGAUCGUAAAUGGAACCCACGUUUUGGAUGGGCUGAAUUAUGACUAUAUAUCAUUUUAUGACGAUCUCCAUAAUGCCACGAUCACGGAUUUCCUAAAAACCGAGGACUGUAUGUUAGACCAAAUUAAGUGGGAGGUUGGAAACCAACUCGAUUAUCGCUAUCUUCCUGGGUCCAACACCAAUGAAUUGGCUAAAGUUCCAAUCAAAUUUACGCCCAACAAAUUUUGCAACCCCAAUGAUUCCAGACCAACUCGCGAGCGGCUCUUUGAAUGGAAUCAGCACAUUAGUUCGAAAUCAUUCCACCGAAUAGUCCUGGAACAUAAGCGCACUGCCAAUCCCCCCAGUAGAAAAGAUCCCAUGGUGAUUGUGGUGGAUCCAGAAAUUAAGCCUUGGCCGAAACCUAGGGAUCUGUUCAACGUCACGUGGUUUGGCAUGCCCAACAUAACUGUGAAACUCCGAGAUGGAGGUGGACUUGAUAUAAAUGGACGUUUUCAUGGAUUUGCGUCGUUGGAUGUCAUUUCUGCGCAUACACCCUUAAUUCCCAAAGUGACUGGAUUCAACUUUAGUCUCAUUACGAUACUUGGCUUCUUUCACCAUGGAAUUCCACAUGGCUUGGUCUACAUGGAUACAACCGAUGGCAGGUCUUUGUCAGGGUGGAUUGAAGACAAUGUCAUACAUGGACCUAUCUACGUUGGUGGUGAAGUUCCCAUUCUUCCGAUCACUGUCCCAAUGAAUGAGAUAAUGCAUUAUGUGAAGCCUGGCUUAGGCAUGCUGGGUCGUUUUGAGAGUGGUAAACCAAUUGGACCAAUUUGGAUUGGUAUGUUCGGGGGCGGUCGGCUUUAUGGAGAGCUCAACGCUGACCACGAGUUCACCGGAACAAAUCUGACCUUCAUUUAUGCGGACAUGGAAACCGCUUUGCAUGGACAGUUCGAGGACAAGAAAAUGAUCAGCACCCAAGAGGUGGAGAUCCUCGAGGAUGGAUGCGACGAAAAUGGCAUGAAAACCAUCACUAAAUGGAGUAAGCCUUCUGGACCGACCUUUUACUACAAAGCAUCCACCAAUGAGAGCUUUGGUGCUGGACCACCUAAUGUGGCCGAUCCAUUUGAGAGGAAAUGGGUCGAAUUGAGGAAUUCAACUUUGCUCGGAUCAGGCCAAGGAUUGUUCCUCAAGCAAAAGCCCUUGGGCGAUCAUUACAUCAGUUUCUACAAUGGCUUUAUGUAUGACCAAAAACAAGCCAAAAUUUACCGCGAGUGGUGCACUCAAAACACAACGAAAAGCGAUGAUGAAAGACGCCAUUGCAAGAAGUACUCGCUUGGCAUUUCGUACACGAAUGUUGUCAUCAAUAUUCCUCCCGAGUACGAUACUCCCGAUGUGUUUCAUCCAACUUUGGCACACAAGAUCAACCAUCAUUUCACCAAGAAUAACACCUAUUUCUCGGAUAUCGAGCAUCCGAGGUGGGGUAUGAUCCAGUCGGUUCGAAUGUCGAAUUACCGGACGGUUUUGCCGGAUAAAGAACUUUUUGGCUAUUAUGGCUACUCUGAGGCCGAUUUUCCCGAGGAUUUUCCAUGGUAUCACGAAUUGCGAAGACAAAUGGAACGAGAAGUCAGGCUUGAAAAAGAAGCUGCCGCCAAAAAGGCAGCCAUAACGAGCAAACCAAAACCUUGAAAAGCAUGAUUUGUUGACAAGCGCCGAGUUUUUACCCAAAACCAGUCAUAAAAAAGGGCCAAAUGAUGGUCCAUUGAAAAGGUCUGGGUACCGAAUUAAAGUUAUUUUUAUUUGCCUUUUCAUUCUUCAACAUCAAUGCAAAUGAGAGAAAAUUUAGUUGUUGUGAUUUCUACAAAUUACAAUACUGCUUUGAAUAAAUGUUAGUCUAAAAACGGUG